This is a messenger RNA of Triticum turgidum subsp. durum (durum wheat), 1524 nucleotides long. The record is from the annotation of a GenBank genome assembly. NCBI's taxonomy places the organism in Eukaryota, Viridiplantae, Streptophyta, Magnoliopsida, Poales, Poaceae.
AUGAACAAACCCAGCCUAGCUACCACUGUGCCCAGAGGAGAAGAAGAAAUGGCGUCUGCUGCUGCUGCUGCUGCUAGUGCUACCAGCAGCAAGAAGACGAUGCUGCGCGUCCUCAUCUUCCCCUUCUUCGCCACCAGCCACAUCGAGCCCUUCACCGACCUCGCCGUCCGCCUCGUCGCCGCUGGACCUGCCGUGGAGGCCACCAUCGCAGUCACGCCGGCCAACGCCCCGGUCGUCCAGUCCUUGCUCCGGCGACGUGGGCAGCCGGAGCAUGUCAAGAUAGCCACGUACCCGUUCCCGGCCGUGGAAGGGCUCCCGGAGGGCGUGGAGAACCUCGGCAGGGCCACGGAGGCCGACGCGUGGCGCAUCGACGCCGCCGCCCUGAGCGAGCAUCGGAUGCGCCCGGCGCAGGAGGCGCUCGCCAGGGCGCAGUCCCCGGACGCGGUAGUCACCGACGUGCACUUCGCCUGGAACGUCCGCGUCGCCGGCGAGCUCGGCGCGCCGUGCGUCGCGUUCAGCGCCAUCGGCGCCUUCCCGACGCUCGCCCUGCACCACCUCGAGCGGGUGGACGUCGACGAUGGCGAUGCGGACGUCGUCACGGUCCCCCAGUUUCCGGCCCCUAGUAUCCGGGUACCCAGGGCCGAGCUGCCGGAGUUCCUGAGGGGCCAUGAGCGGUACUCCAUGCUCAGCAAGAUUGUUCCGGUGCAGGACUGCUUCUGCCAGGCCAUGAACACCUCGUCGGAGCUGGAGCGGCAGUACUGCGAGAUGUACAUGCGCCAUGGCUACGCGAAGCGCGCCUACUUCGUGGGCCCUCUAUUCUUCUCGUCGUCAUCACCAUCCCCUUCCCCGGCCGGCGGCGGCGUGGACGACCAACAGUCACAGUGCAUCGGCUGGCUGGACUCGAAGCCAAGCCGCUCGGUGGUGUACCUGUGCUUCGGCAGCCUCACCCACGUCUCCGACGCACAGCUGCAGCAGCUCGCUCUCGGGCUGGAGGCCGCCGGGAAGCCGUUCCUGUGGGUGGUGAGGGACGCCGGGAACUGGACCCCGCCGGAGGGGUGGUCCGAGCGUGUGGGAGACCGAGGGCUCCUCGUCACGGCGUGGGCCCCGCAGACGGCGAUACUAGGGCACCCGGCGGUGGGCGCGUUCGUGACGCACUGCGGGUGGAACUCCGUCCUGGAGACGGUGAUGGCGGGGGUGCCGGUGCUGACGUGGCCCAUGGUGUUCGAGCAGUUCAUCACCGAGAGGUUGGUGACGGAGGUGCUGGGCAUCGGGGAGCGGCUGUGGCCGUGCGGCGCCGGCCUGCGAAGCACCAGGCACGAGGAGCACGAGGUGGUCCCGGCCGGAGACGUGGCACGUGCGGUGACGGCGUUCAUGCGCCCCGGAGGGGCAGGGGACGCGGCGAGGAGCAGGGUGACCGACCUCGCCGCCAAGUGCCGUGCCGCCGUGGCGGAAGGGGGCUCCUCCCACCGUGAUCUGCGUCGUCUCGUCGACGAUCUCAUGGAAGCAAAAGCCAAGAGGAGCUAG